Messenger RNA from Australozyma saopauloensis, 1638 nucleotides. RefSeq names its product sugar porter family MFS transporter. The record is from RefSeq and is a predicted model, not a curated record. The coding region runs from base 1 to 1638 and encodes 545 amino acids. Gene Ontology annotation, molecular function: carbohydrate:proton symporter activity. The transcript has a single exon. Gene Ontology annotation, biological process: carbohydrate transport; transmembrane transport. Gene Ontology annotation, cellular component: plasma membrane. Lineage: Eukaryota; Fungi; Ascomycota; Pichiomycetes; Serinales; Metschnikowiaceae.
AUGUCUCAAGAAUUUAAUAACUCUGGUGCUCAGACACCAGUCGAUGCCUCCAUCUUGGAGAAGGACAAGGAACAGCCAGAGCAUCUUGCUGCCUUGCCUGAAAAGUCCUUCAAGGACUACAUUGUCAUUUCCAUUUUCUGUUUCUUCGUUGCCUUUGGUGGUUUCGUCUUCGGUUUCGACACUGGUACCAUCUCUGGUUUCGUCAACAUGUCCGAUUUCGUCCAAAGAUUUGGUCAACUUAAUGCCGCUGGUAACUACUACUUGUCCAACGUUAGAGUUGGUUUGAUGAUCUCUAUUUUCAAUGUUGGUUGCGCUGUUGGUGGUAUCUUCCUUUGUAAGGUUGGUGACAUGUACGGUAGAAGAGUUGGUCUUAUGUUCUCGAUGGUGAUUUACGUUGUCGGUAUCAUUAUCCAAAUUUCUUCUCAAAGAGCUUGGUACCAAUUCUUUAUUGGUCGUCUUAUCGCUGGUUUGGCUGUCGGUACCGUUUCCGUCAUCUCUCCACUUUUCAUUUCCGAGGUCGCUCCUAAGCAAGUCAGAGGUACUUUGGUUGUCUGCUUCCAAUUGUGUAUUACUUUGGGUAUCUUCUUGGGUUACUGUACUACUUACGGUACUAAGAGAUACACCGACUCUAGACAAUGGAGAAUUCCUCUUGGUUUGUGUUUCGCUUGGGCUAUCAUUCUUGUUGUCGGUAUGUUGUCUAUGCCUGAAUCCCCAAGAUACUUGGUCGAGAAGAACAAGAUCGAUGAGGCCAGAAAGUCUAUUGCCCGUUCCAACAAGGUUUCCGAGGAUGACCCAGCUGUCAACACCGAGGUUCAACUUAUCCAGGCUGGUAUUGACAGAGAGGCUUUGGCUGGUAAUGCUUCUUGGAAAGAGCUUAUCACUGGUAAGCCAAAGAUCUUCAGAAGAGUUAUCAUGGGUAUUAUGCUUCAAUCUUUGCAACAAUUGACUGGUGACAACUACUUCUUCUACUACGGUACCACCAUUUUCCAAGCUGUCGGUUUGCGUGACUCUUUCCAAACCUCUAUCAUCUUGGGUAUUGUCAACUUUGCUUCCACCUUCGCUGGUAUUUGGGCCAUUGAGAAAUUGGGUAGAAGAUUGUGUCUUCUUACCGGUUCCGCCGCUAUGUUCGUCUGUUUCAUCAUCUACUCGCUUAUUGGUUCCCAACACUUGUACAAGAACGGUUACUCCAACGAGCCAGGUAACACUUACGAGGCUUCUGGUAAGGCUAUGAUCUUCAUCACCUGUCUUUACAUUUUCUUCUUCGCUUCUACCUGGGCCGGUGGUGUCUACUGUAUCAUUUCCGAGUCCUACCCAUUGAGAAUCAGAUCUAAGGCCAUGUCUGUUGCCACUGCUGCCAACUGGAUGUGGGGUUUCUUGAUCUCUUUCUUCACUCCAUUCAUCACCUCUGCCAUCCACUUCUACUACGGUUUCGUUUUCACUGGAUGUUUGUUGUUCUCCUUCUUCUACGUCUACUUCUUCGUCUCCGAGACCAAGGGUCUUUCUUUGGAGGAGGUCGAUGUCUUGUACGCUUCUGGUGUUGCUCCAUGGAAGUCUGACAAGUGGGUUCCACCAUCGGUCGACGAGAUGGCCCACACUUACGCUUUCCAAGAGAACAAGCCAGAGGGUGAGCACGUUUAG